This is a messenger RNA of Ctenocephalides felis (cat flea), 2165 nucleotides long. Its product is annotated as homeobox protein 2-like. The coding region runs from base 1 to 2112 and encodes 703 amino acids. Gene Ontology annotation, molecular function: chitin binding. Gene Ontology annotation, cellular component: extracellular region. The transcript has 4 exons. NCBI's taxonomy places the organism in Eukaryota, Metazoa, Arthropoda, Insecta, Siphonaptera, Pulicidae. The record is from RefSeq and is a predicted model, not a curated record.
AUGUCUAUGAGUGUGUUUUUCUUUGGCGGAUGUGUGAUGACACAGUUCCUCAACAAUCGGCCUUACCCCACUUACAGUUUGGAAAAUAUGCCUGAUACGGGAUUCACCUGCCGAGAUAAAAUAUUAGGUGGUUACUAUGCCGAUAGUGAAACGCAAUGUCAAAUGUUUCACGUGUGCGUCAAAGUCGCCGGCGUUGGGGUUCAAGAUUUCCGAUUUUUAUGUCCCAAUGGAACCGCUUUUGAUCAGGACGCUCAAAUUUGUGCUGACUGGGGUGAUGUCGACUGCGAAGCGACAACACUGUACUACAGCAGCGACAAUUUUGAUCUGUACCGAAUUUCAUCGGAUGUAGAAAGCAAGAGAGCACCAUUCGCCUACGAAGAAGAAGCGCCAUUCCAUCUUCAACGGGCUGAAACUGGCGAUCACCGACUUAGCAAACAACCAAAAGUGGAUCAAAAACGAGGAGACGCAAACAGCGCCAAGGCAAAAUUAUUCAACCAGUACAACCCUAAUAUUGCGCGCAACCAAUAUCAGAAUCAAUACAGCACAGACAAUUCACAAGACAUCUUCCGUGGAUCUCACAGUUCCAACUUCUUCAACAAUCGCAAUAAUGGCAAAGAAGUUGAAGAAGAUUACCGUGAGACACCCAAAGUUGAAAGCGAUCCAAAACCAUUCCAACGGUCAAACGUUAGAGUACGCACUAGGCCCGCGCAAAACCAGCCAGAAGAACAAAGUGCACAUGUUAUUGAGAAUGAAAAUCAACUGGUAAAGAAAAAGACCAUACAACGCAAAAUAUUGCGUAAACCGGAAGAAAUUUCCACAUCGAGUCCGAGUACGGGAUACUCGAGCCAAGUUUAUACCUCAUCAACACCAUUACCGUAUUUCGAUAAAUACCAAACUCUAAGCCGCAAAACAAACGCAGACAAUUAUACUCCGGCCACAACAAAGAAAUUCUCCACGUUGGUACCAAAAGAUGUAUACAGCCCGACGACUUUCAAACCGACCACUUAUAACAAGGUCUCGCAAAUAUACAGUUCGCAAAGCACACCUAAACCAUUUACAGCCCCAAGCACUUAUAAACCAAGCGACUUAACUGGCGCCGUACCGAAAAAGACCCCCGCCAGCUCUACUACUCUAAAACCACAGUACACAAACGGUUUUGCUGCAUCCAGCUACCUCCCAACAACAGCUAAACCCACUACAGUCAAAAAUUAUAAGACUACGGAAUAUGCGUACUCAACAAAUAAACAACAAUCAACAGAUAAUCAAUACUACGUCAGCAACAAACAAUUUAAUAAUAAUCCAAAUCAAUUCAACACAAAUCAAAGCCCUUCGGGAUUUAAAAGCUCCGUGAGCACGAAUCAAUACAAUUCGAGUCCGAACCAAUAUUAUAACAAUCAAUUCUCAACAUCUGCGCUUCCUCAAGGAUUCACCAGCAGACCUAAUCAAGCACAAACGACGGCAAACCAAUAUAAAUACUCGCCAGCAGCAAAAGAAAGCCAAUACGACGAUGGUCAGUACCGACCGGAGCAGUACGAAGAUGCUAAAGACAACUACUACCAAAACCGAAAAGAGGUAACAGAUAACAGGCAAUACUACGACAACAGCAAUAAUUACAAUAAGGUGCCAAGCAGAGCUACAAAUCAGUUCUCCCAAGACGACUUCUACCAAACAACACCUGUAUACAAUACCAGGAAUAACUACGAAUCUUCGAGCGAAGAAUACAUCAGGCAAAAUGAUCAAGGUGAGUUUCUAAAAACAGCCCAUUCUCAGAACAUCGCCGCCAGUGGGAAUGAAUUGAAAAGAAAAAGCAAAACGACAACAAAAUCAGUUGAAACAAGUACGCCUGUUUCAAUUCACACCACGCAAAAAACAACGUAUGCUUACACCGCCAAAACCUCAGUAAGUCCUAAGGCAACCACAAGGAAAGAGGCAAUCGCCCAACCAGCAGUUGCUCCCGUGCAAAAACAAUCCGAGCCGAACAGUAACACACCAAAGCCACAAAAAGACAACGCAAGCUACGACUACGCCUAUUACGAUAACUCAGAGCAUCCCGCCGAUCAGAGCGAUUACGAAAAUAUCGAAGAAUUCCGAAAAACAAACAAAAAACAGUAGAUGUACCAUACGCUAUACCAAUUUGUUAAUGUUAUAUAAGCCAGUAUUUUUAA